UAUUUUUUAUAUUACUAAAACCAGGAAAAUGUUUAAAGGUUUCGUUCAAAACUAAAUUUAGAUAACCUAUCUGUGCUACUGGUUAAAUGUUGGAUGAAUGCCAAUUAGAGUUUAUUAAUUUGGCCCUCCUUUCUGAAUGUUUACCGGUGUAUAUAGUUAUUAUUUAGAUAUAUUUGUUUAACAAAAAUACUUUUGAAAUGGACAUGCAAAAAUUAAAUAAGGAACUCUUACAAAUGGUAUUUUAGAAACUAUGAUAAGAAAAGAAAAAUUUAAGAAAUAUAAAGGUGAUUGGAAUAACUUGCCCGAUUUAUUGCUGGAAAACAUUUUUUCUUAUUUGAAUGCCAGAGAUAAAUAUAAUGCAUCUAUGACAUGCCGUUCAUGGUAUUCAGUUUUUCAUUUAUCAUAUUCAUGGCAUACGUUCAUUUUCGAUGACACCACUCUAACUCGCCGGAAAUUCAACUACUAUUCUGGAUGGCAAUAUAUGUUAGAUCAUCUGCGAGUACAGUAUUGCCUUCAGUCCAUUGGAUCCUACAUAAAAGUUCUAGUUUUCAAGCCUGCAUCAAAUUUUUACAACCUAUACGAGUUUAUGAACAUGAUUUCUUUUUAUGCAGAACACGGCCAAAAUGUUGGGUCGAAAAUAAGUACUUUACAUUAUACAUUUCCCUGUAAUAUGGCAACAUCUCACGAUGAAUCUGUUUUAUAUGGCACAGGUGGUAAACUUUUAGAAGCCUUAAAGAGACUAAUGGGCAUCUUGCCAUCGUUAAGGCGUUUGGAAUUAAUUGAUUUAAUGUUGGAGAAUAUUGAUGCUCAAACAUUAUUGGAUCAAGUCUGUUACUAUUGUUGUACUACAUUAAGCACUUUAGUCCUAAUAAACACUACAAAACAGCUUUGUCAACUACUUCAUCCCGGAGCUUUUGUCAAUCUACAAGUAUUAGUUAUUAGUCCACAAAACUUAGGGAGUGAUUUAAUGCUCUUGCUAAGCCAAACAACGCUUCGACAUUUGCACAUAGUUCAAAACCGAUAUACACCCAUUGACAUAGAACCUAUUCACCCUAUCGAUUGGAGACAUUUCACUAAGGCAAAUCCUUGGUUAAGAGUACAUCUUAGAGUCGAGUCAGUAAGGGAGAGACAGAUUUUAUGGCAAGCCGGUGCACCUGUGUCUAGUGUCAUCUAUAAAUCACCAAACAUACGGAUGAGUGCCGACAUUAUUAAUAAAGUUGUUGAGCUGUAUUCAAAAAGCUUAAAUACAUUUGGUCAUCUGGACUUACCAAAAUUUUACCAACCUUCGUCGUUUAAUGAACGUAUUGAUACAAAAUUAAUUGAUUUGUGUCGAUCUUGUAAUAAAAUGGACACACUUAUGGUCCGAGAAAAAAUAUCUACCUGUACGUUGUUAUUACUUGCACACUAUGGGCAUUCAUUAAAAUACUUGUAUGUCCGAAGAAAUGCAGUGAUCUUGAGAUGCGAUUGGAAACAUCUAAGUGAAUGGUCCGAAGAGUUUUAUCGGUGGUUGAAAAAAUCGAGCAUGUCUUACCAAAUUGUUGAAGAACAAGUAGCAAAUUGCUUAGGACUAGAAAAGUGGAAUUUGCUUAGUGAUAAAGAAUUUAAACAAAUAUCUCCUCAACUAUAUUCAUACUAUUAUAAAUAAAAAAUACAUUGACUAGAAGUUUUUUCUUUUUAAA
Adelges cooleyi (spruce gall adelgid) is the source of this 1679-nucleotide messenger RNA. RefSeq names its product F-box/LRR-repeat protein 21. The transcript has 7 exons. NCBI's taxonomy places the organism in Eukaryota, Metazoa, Arthropoda, Insecta, Hemiptera, Adelgidae. The record is from RefSeq and is a predicted model, not a curated record. Gene Ontology annotation, molecular function: protein binding. Bases 251 to 1645 code for a protein of 464 amino acids.